Messenger RNA from Paramacrobiotus metropolitanus, 1796 nucleotides. RefSeq names its product spliceosome RNA helicase DDX39B-like. The record is from RefSeq and is a predicted model, not a curated record. The transcript has 6 exons. Lineage: Eukaryota; Metazoa; Tardigrada; Eutardigrada; Parachela; Macrobiotidae. Gene Ontology annotation, biological process: mRNA splicing, via spliceosome; mRNA export from nucleus. Bases 159 to 1538 code for a protein of 459 amino acids. Gene Ontology annotation, molecular function: RNA binding; RNA helicase activity; ATP binding.
UGCUGUUUUGUGUUGCUCCUGACAGCGUAAAAAUAUGAGUUUCACUUUCACCGCUGUGUCACCUGUGUGUGCAUUUGUAUAAGUUUAUAGCACUCAGAUCCUAGCAUUUUGUAAACCUGUUGCUUUUGAGCUGAUGUUAUUUUGCCUUCCUAUUUACAAUGGCUGCAGCUGUUCAAAAUGGACACGGGGAGGCGGAACUGCUGGACUAUGAGGAAGAAGUGGAAGAACAGGUUACCAGUAAUGGCAGUGCGGAGGCUGACCAGAACCAAGAACCCAUGGACGAUGGAGACCGUGUCGUGAUGCAUACGCCCUAUCACGGUCACGUCAGCCUGCACACAGCUGGCUUCCGAGACAUGUUACUGAAACCCGAAAUCCUGAAGGGGAUCUUCGAUGCGGGCUUCGAGCAUCCGUCCCAAGUACAGGCGGAAUGCAUCCCCAAAGCGAUGUCGGGUGUGGAUAUUUUGUGUCAGGCUAAAUCCGGCAUGGGCAAAACAGCGGUGUUCGUUAUUUCGACCUUGCAAAUGAUCGACCCGCAAGCCACCACCCAACCGACCGUCUUGGUGCUGGCACCGACGCGUGAAUUGGCCUACCAAAUCGCAGCUCAGUACCGUCGUUUCAGACGACAUUUGCGUGGAAUCCGCAUAGGCCUUUUCUACGGCGGCACACCGCUUUUGGGUGACAUACAGAAUUUGCGCGCCGGCCCUGUCCACAUCGUUCUGGGCACACCGGGCCGCCUGAAGGCUCUGGUCCGUGAGCGCGUGCUGAAUCUGUCGCACAUCAAGCACUUUAUUGUGGAUGAAUGCGAUAAGGUGCUGGGCCAGCUAGACAUGCAGUCGGAUGUGCACGAAAUUUUCCUGGCGACACCGUUCGAAAAGCAAGUCAUGAUGUUCAGUGCCACGUACCAGACCGCGGUUUUGCAGGAUUGCCGAAAGUAUUUGUCGAAGGAAGCGUUUGAAGUACUGGUCGAGGAUCCUGCUAAACUGGUGCUCAAACGUCUCGUGCAGCACUAUAAGCAGGUCACCGAGGAUAAGAAGUACCGAAUGCUGAAGGAUGUCUUGGACGUUAUUGAAUGGAAUCAGGUGAUUAUUUUCGUAAAUACCGUUACCCGUGCUUCAACACUUGGAACUCUCCUGUCUGAGGAGAUGACGGAAGUCAUUAUGAUUCACUCUGCAAUGGCUCAGGAGGAACGCUUGGCACGUUACCAGCAGUUUGUGGAUUACAGAAAGCGAAUUCUGGUGGCCACGGACCUUUUUGGGCGCGGUAUGGAUAUUGAGAGAGUGAAUGUGGUGAUUAAUUACGAUUGCCCCACGAACCCGGACCAGUAUCUGCACCGCAUUGCUCGGGCCGGACGCUUCGGAACGUGCGGAUUGGCUGUGACCUUUGUUGCUUCCGAUGUAGAUGCACAGAAGCUGAAUGACAUUCAGGAUCGUUACGAUACGGAUAUUUCCGCGCUCCCUGACCAACUGGACCCGUCUCUGUAUACCAGCGAAGAAGCGGCUGAAUCUUCAUCGCCGGAUAGCAUUGAUUCUGCUAACUGAGUUUUCUGCUGGGCUCAAUGGGGUUCGGUAAGGUAAUUUCUUUCUCAUGCUUUUUGUGAUUUUCCCCGUUGUCUCCACUAGAUUUUUUCUAAUCUGAUGUAAUCUUAAAGGUAAUUUUGUAUCAAAGCUUUUAUCUGUUUUACAAUAUAUUUACUCUGACGAUAGCGUUGUAUUUGACAUUAUGCUGUGUAAAUGGUUUUUUUCAUUUUUUAUUGUAAUCUGCCAAUUUAGCUUAAUAAAGAGGAAAGGGAAAACGAA